AUGGGAAGCAACCAGACAUGGAUCACAGAAGUCACCCUGCUGGGAUUCCAAGUUGAUCCACCACUGGCAUUUCUCCUGUUUGGAGUUUUCUCUCUUUUCUAUAUACUCACUCUUCUAGGAAAUGGGGUCAUCCUUGGGAUUAUCUGCCUGGACUCCAGACUGCACACCCCUAUGUACUUCUUCCUCUCACAGCUGGCCAUCAUUGACAUGUCCUAUGCUUCCAACAACGUCCCCAAGAUGCUGGCAAAUCUUGUGAAUGAGAAGAGAACUAUUUCCUUUGUUCCAUGUAUAAUGCAAAUGUUCUUAUGUUUGGUUUUUGCUGCUACAGAGUGCCUGAUUUUGGUAGUGAUGUCCUAUGACCGGUACGUGGCCAUCUGCCGCCCCUUACAUUACACUGUCAUCAUGAGCUGGAGAGCGUGCACCAUCCUGGCUGUCUCCUCCUGGGUGUGUAGUUUCCUUCUGGUUCUGAUCCAUUUGGUCCUCAUCCUGAGGCUGCCCUUCUGUGGGCCUCAUGAAAUCAACCACUUCUUCUGUGAGAUCCUGUCUGUCCUCAAGCUGGCCUGUGCUGACACCAGGCUCAACCAGCUGGCCAUCGUCGCAGUUGGGCUGUUCAUCCCAGUGGGGCCCUUCUGCCUGGUGCUGGGCUCCUACUCGCGCAUAUUGCUGGCCAUCCUGAGCAUCCGGUCAGGGGAGGGCCGCAGGAAGGCCUUCUCCACCUGCUCUUCCCACCUCUGUGUGGUAGGGCUCUUCUUUGGCAGCGCCAUUGUCAUGUACGUGGCCCCCAAGUCCCGCCAUCCUGAGGAGCAGCAGAAGAUCCUUUCUCUGUUUUACAGCCUUUUCAAUCCCAUGCUGAAUCCCCUGAUCUACAGCCUGAGGAGCACAGAGGUCAAGGGGGUCCUGAGGAGGGCACUCAGGAAGGAGAGGCCCAUGUGA
Messenger RNA from Otolemur garnettii (small-eared galago), 933 nucleotides. RefSeq names its product olfactory receptor 2A14-like. The record is from RefSeq and is a predicted model, not a curated record. The coding region runs from base 1 to 933 and encodes 310 amino acids. Gene Ontology annotation, molecular function: olfactory receptor activity; G protein-coupled receptor activity. Lineage: Eukaryota; Metazoa; Chordata; Mammalia; Primates; Galagidae. Gene Ontology annotation, biological process: G protein-coupled receptor signaling pathway. The transcript has a single exon. Gene Ontology annotation, cellular component: membrane.